Diversispora eburnea is the source of this 405-nucleotide messenger RNA. Lineage: Eukaryota; Fungi; Glomeromycota; Glomeromycetes; Diversisporales; Diversisporaceae. The record is from the annotation of a GenBank genome assembly.
AUGGCAAACUCUGCUACCGUGAAAUUUUUCAAGAAAUUAGUUAAAUUAAUUAAAAAAUCUAAAUCCGAAGAAACUGAUGAACCAACUGAAGAAACUGAACAAACCGAACAAACUGAAGAAAUUAAAGAAACCGAAACAACUGAAGAAACAGAACCAACUGAAGAAACCGAACCAACAACCAAAGAAAAACAAUCAUCCGGAAUCUUUAGUGUCAUUGCGAAAGGAAUAACUAAGGGUUCGAAAGGGAUGGGAAUGUCAAAGAGUUCUCAGAAAUCGGUUAAAAAUACUUCGAAAGCUGCAGAAAAAGAGAAUAGUAGGGACGUUGAUACUACAGCUGUAGAUGAUGCCACUGAAAAUGCUGAUGACGUCGAGAUUACUGAGGGUGCUGUUAAAGCCGUAGCCUAA